UCUGUGCUGGGGUGUCCCACAACCACAAGCCCCCAUCAUUCUGUAGCUCGUGGAGGAUUGAUCAUCUAUAUGGCUUUUCUGCGCGCGCACUUGAAUCCAUUGCAAGGCGUGCACUUUCAUACACAAAAAGAGAUGCCAUUUUUGUUGAAUGAUAUAAUGACCACAAUCAUGAACAAGAUACUCAAAGUCAUCCACUCUUUUUUCUUGUUUUUGAAGUCACCUACUCUCUUGCUUCAGUUUCCUAUAUAAGAAACUACGCGUUCUCGGAUUCCUCAUACAUUCUUCUCUUUUGUUUAAGCACAGACAAAGCUGAAUUAUAUACUCUCUGUCUCUCCACUCUAUUCAAAUCAUUACCCUUAUCUUUCUUAUAUACGACUGCCUUAUUUUAUUUUUAUUUUUACAGCAGGUAGCAUGAUCUUGAGGAUAUCCUUGCUGUUGCUAGCCUUAGUGGCUACAUUCUCAACUGCUUCAAUUAACAAACAGACAUAUGUAAUUCAUAUGGACAAAUCCAAGAUUCCAGCUCCAUAUCACUCUUCGGGAAAUUCAAAACAAUGGUAUGAAUCAAUGAUUAAUUCCAUUGCUGAUUUCCCAUCUCAACGCGAACACAAAGAAGAUGAAGAAGAGGAUGAUGAAACGGGAUCUCCUCAGAUUCUUUAUGUCUAUGAAACUGCAAUUUUUGGGUUUGCUGCGAGGCUCUCUACAAAGCAAGUUCAACGACUUAGCAAAAUUAAUGGUUUUCUUUCCGCCAUUCCUGACGAAAUGCUAACCCUCCACACUACACACUCCCCUCACUUUCUUGGACUGCAAAGUGGUGAAGGGCUUUGGAGCCUUCCAAGCUUAGCUACAGAUGUUAUAAUUGGAAUUUUUGAUACUGGAAUCUGGCCAGAACAUGUUAGUUUCCAGGAUGCAGGCUUAUCUGCAGUGCCCUCUAGAUGGAAAGGCGCAUGCCAAAAUGGCACAAAAUUUUCACCAUCAAAUUGCAACAAGAAGAUCAUUGGUGCAAAAGCUUUCUUCAAAGGCUAUGAAUCCCUUGUAGGAAGAAUCAACGAAACAGUUGAUUACCGAUCCCCUCGCGACGCGCAAGGCCAUGGAACACACACUGCAUCAACUGCUGCUGGUAACCUUGUAGACAAGGCAAGUUUCUUCGGUUUAGCGAAUGGCUCAGCAGCUGGAAUGAAGUAUACAGCAAGAAUUGCAGUUUAUAAAGUCUGUUGGUCAUUAGGCUGCACCAAUACUGAUCUAUUGGCAGCUCUAGACCAAGCUGUAGCAGAUGGUGUUGAUGUCCUAUCCCUCUCUUUGGGAGGUACUGCCAAAUCUUUUUAUAGUGACAAUGUUGCCAUAGCCUCAUUUGGGGCAACCCAAAAUGGGGUUUUUGUUUCUUGCUCUGCAGGAAAUUCUGGUCCAUCUACCUCGACUGUAGACAAUACCGCACCAUGGAUCAUGACAGUUGCUGCUAGCUACACCGAUCGAAGUUUUCCAACAACAGUCAAACUUGGGAACGGACAAAUUUUCACUGGGGUUUCUCUAUUUUCUGGCAGAGCAACCAAGCAAUUGCAAAUUGUCUAUGGGACAACUGCAGGUCACAUAACAGCUAAGUAUUGCACGAGUGGCUCACUCAAAAAGCAACUAGUCAAAGGCAAAAUUGUUGUUUGCGAGAGAGGAAUUACUGGCCGAACCGCGAAAGGGGAGCAAGUGAAAUUGGCAGGAGGAGCAGGAAUGCUACUAAUUAACUCUGAAGGUCAAGGCGAAGAGCUUUUCGCAGACCCCCAUAUUCUGCCAGCAUGUACUUUAGGAGCUUCUGCAGGUAAAGCAAUCAAAAUGUAUAUUAACUCGACUAAAAGGCCUACUGCUUCAAUUUCUUUCAAAGGAACAACAUAUGGCAAUCCUGCACCGGCAGUGGCUGCGUUCUCAUCCAGAGGACCAAGUGCGGUUGGACCAGAAGUGAUUAAGCCAGAUGUGACUGCACCAGGAGUGAACAUUUUAGCAGCUUGGCCACCAAUGACUAGCCCAUCUAUGCUCAAGAGGGACAAAAGAAGUGUAUUGUUCAAUGUACUUUCAGGAACAUCGAUGUCAUGCCCUCAUGUUAGCGGCCUAGCUGCACUACUAAAGUCUGUCCACAGAGAUUGGUCACCAGCAGCAAUCAAAUCAGCACUAAUGACCACAGCUUAUGUUCUUGACAACAAAAAUCUUCCAAUUGCUGAUCUGGGCGCCAAUAACUCUGCAUCAGCUACGCCUUUCGCCUUCGGAUCAGGUCAUGUUGACCCUGAAAGUGCUUCUGAUCCAGGCCUAAUAUAUGAUAUUACAACAGAAGAUUAUUUAAACUAUUUGUGCAGCCUGAAUUAUACAUCCGCUCAAGUAUUUCAAGUGUCAAGGAGAAGAUUCAGCUGUCCGAACAAUACAAUUAUCCAGCCGGGUGACUUGAAUUACCCGUCUUUUGCUGUAAAUUUCGCAGGCAAUGCUCAAAAUAUCAGCAAAACGUUCAAGAGAACAGUAACAAAUGUAGGCACCCCUUCAUGUACUUAUGCAGUACAAGUACAGGAACCCAAUGGAGUAUCAACGGUGGUCAAGCCGAAGAUUUUGAGGUUUCGAAACUUGGGAGAGAAACUGAGUUACAAGGUAACAUUUAUUGGGUUGAAAGAAAGAGAUAGCAGAGAAAGUCAUUCUUUUGGGUCAUUAGUUUGGGUGUCAGGAAAAUAUAAGGUCAAAAGUCCUAUUGCUGUAACUUGGCGAUAGUUUUUGGCAUGUAGGGCAGACUAAUCAGGAACCCUCUAGAUUCACAAUUCAAAAUCCUUCGUAAGACUGCAAAAAUUGCUUGCAGCUUCUUUUUUAUGUGCUAAAAAAUAAAAGAAAGAUACUUUUUCUGAA
Messenger RNA from Ricinus communis (castor bean), 2865 nucleotides. Its product is annotated as subtilisin-like protease SBT1.1. The record is from RefSeq and is a predicted model, not a curated record. Gene Ontology annotation, molecular function: serine-type endopeptidase activity. The coding region runs from base 412 to 2733 and encodes 773 amino acids. The transcript has a single exon. Gene Ontology annotation, biological process: proteolysis. NCBI's taxonomy places the organism in Eukaryota, Viridiplantae, Streptophyta, Magnoliopsida, Malpighiales, Euphorbiaceae.